AAGCAAGGAAAGUUUGACAAGUGGUGCUCAGUUUCUCUGUAGUCCCGGACUUGGAUCUCAAGAAAGCGGUGACUGUUUGAGAAGAAGUUAGGGAGAAAGUCCCCCCUGGGCUCUCUUCAGCUUCUUGGGUGACUUUCCAGGUAGAGCUCCCCCGAGAUGGGCGACUGGAGCGCUUUGGGGAGGCUCUUGGACAAGGUCCAGGCCUACUCCACAGCGGGCGGAAAGAUCUGGCUCUCGGUGCUCUUCAUCUUCCGCAUCCUGGUGCUGGGCACAGCGGUGGAGUCGGCGUGGGGCGACGAGCAGUCGGCCUUCAAGUGCAACACGCAGCAGCCGGGUUGCGAGAACGUCUGCUACGACAAGUCCUUCCCCAUCUCGCAUGUGCGCUUCUGGGUGCUGCAGAUCAUCUUCGUCUCCACGCCCACACUGCUCUACCUGGCCCACGUCUUCUACCUGAUGCGCAAAGAGGAGAAGCUGAACCGCAAGGUGGAGGAGCUGAACGCUGUGGCCAACGACGGCGGCGACGUGGAGUUGCCCCUCAAGAAGAUCGAGAUGAAGAAGCUCAAGUACGGGCUGGAGGAGCACGGCAAGGUCAAGAUGAAGGGUGCUCUUCUGCGCACCUACAUCGUCAGCAUCCUGUUCAAGUCACUGUUCGAGGUGGGAUUCCUGGUCAUCCAGUGGUACAUGUACGGCUUCACGCUCGACGCCGUGUACACGUGCGAGCGCGACCCCUGCCCGCACCGCGUGGACUGCUUCCUGUCGCGUCCCACGGAGAAGACGGUCUUCAUCAUCUUCAUGCUGGUCGUGUCGCUGGUGUCGCUGGCACUCAACGUGGUGGAGCUCUUCUACGUCUUCUUCAAGCGCAUCAAGGACCGGGUGAAGGGCAAGACCAACACCAUGUACCCGCCCAGCGGCACGCUCACCAGCACCACGCCCAAGGAGCUGUCCACCACCAAGUACGCCUACUACAACGGCUGCUCGUCGCCCACCGCCCCGCUCUCGCCCAUGUCGCCGCCGGGCUACAAGCUAGCCACGGGCGAGCGCACCAACUCCUGCCGCAACUUCAACAAGCAGGCCAACGAGCAGAACUGGGCCAACUACAGCACGGAGCAGCACCGGCUCGGGGGCGGCCAGAACGGCAGCACCAUCUCCAACUCGCACGCGCAGGCCUUUGACUUCCCCGACGACACGCAGGACACGCAUAAGAAGGCCAGCCACGAGCUCCAGCCGCUGGCGCUGCAGCCCUUGCAGCCACUGGCACUGCUGGACCCCAGGCCUAUAAGCCGCGCCAGCAGCCGCAUGAGCAGCAGGCCUCGGCCGGACGAUCUGGAUGUCUAAAAGCCGGGGGGGCUUAGGACGGACGGUUGGAUGGAGUGACCUCCAUACCCCCCCUGUUUCCCCCCCCUGAAACAUUCCACUCAAACAUACCCUCCCUCAUCAGCUCUUCCUUACCCUAAACCUACUGGGCAUAGCUGGAUGAUGUGGAUGUCCAGCAAAGGAGGCAGUGGUCUCCCUUUUACCCUCCCCCAUCCCCUGCCUUCCAUCUUGCCAUCCUUUUCCUCCUCAGCCUGAGAGGCUGACCUGACCUCUAUACCCCUACAUCCCCAAAACCUUACCCCCCAUCUCCUAACAUCUCCAUCCUGACUACCCACCCAUCACCACCACCACCACCUCCUGCCUCCCUGUUGUCUCUGAGUGCCUUUGUCUUCUGAGGAGUGUCUGUAAGGAGGGGGACAGCGAGAGCCGGAGGAAGAGGAAGCACAAAGAGGCCAUCUCGUGCAUGCACGCUGGGAAAAACAAGGAAUAUUGGGAGGAGGGGUGAUGGCGAGGUGGUCAGUGUGCCCCUCCCUCCCCCCAUAUCGCCAACCACCACCCACUAAAACCCCACUUCCCACCACGCACCCCACGCCCCACCACCCACUAAAACCCCACUUCCCACCACGCACCCCACGCCCCACCACCCACCUCUCCCCAACACCCCUUUGUCUCCCUCAUCGACUGGCCUCAUCAGACUCUAUUAGUCACCAGAGACUUUUUUUUAAAGGAGAAGAAAAAAAAGACAAUUACUUAACACUGCUGGAGGUACUAUCCAUUAAUGAUG
Engraulis encrasicolus (European anchovy) is the source of this 2098-nucleotide messenger RNA. RefSeq names its product gap junction protein alpha 1b (gene gja1b). NCBI's taxonomy places the organism in Eukaryota, Metazoa, Chordata, Actinopteri, Clupeiformes, Engraulidae. The transcript is spliced from 3 exons. Bases 157 to 1335 code for a protein of 392 amino acids. Gene Ontology annotation, cellular component: connexin complex. Gene Ontology annotation, biological process: heart development; cell-cell signaling; cell communication by electrical coupling. The record is from RefSeq and is a predicted model, not a curated record. Gene Ontology annotation, molecular function: gap junction channel activity.